AGACCCUUUCUUUUGAGACAGAGGUCUUGACGCCGAGUACAUUCGGGGAGGGAGGGUUAGAGAGAGAUGUCGUCUCUAGGGACGUCGAAGGGGAUGCUCGAGAUAGCCAAGUUCGCGGCGUACGUAGCCGUUCCCAUCGCCGUCGUCUGCGCCGUCGCCGCCGACUCCUCCAGAACCCUGCACAAGUUCUUGGGAUUCCGCCCAUAUGUGGUCUACCCUCCUGAGGGUCCUCGUCCUCCAUCUCUAGAGGAGCUCCAAGAGAUGGCUCGCAAUAAAAAUCUCCGUUGAUCGAACACUUCUUCAAGUAGCAUGAUAAUGAUAAGCAUCAUAUACUAUAUUUCCUGUUGAAGCUGAAGGAAGCUGCAGGGAUCAGCCUUAUUCUGUGUGAUGGUGUUCCAGUGGUGUUUGAUCCAAGAGCUUAUGCAGUGCAACUGUUUUUUGGAAGGUGUGUUCAUGCAGCUUGAAUUGCCUUGCUGUCUUUCUCAAGUUAUUUUCAUGUGAGCAGAUGUGCAAUGAUAUAAAUGUACGACAUGUGCGAUUGAUAUAUGUUAAAACCUAAUCAUUUGCUUAUACUGGUCAAAAUUCUGCUGAGAUACUGAUUUCUUCAACAUCAGGCUGCAAGAGAUCCACGGGAUUGGCUUGAUAAAAACUUGUUUGAUCUUGGCCUAUAAAGACAUAGAAAAAAUGCUGAGCUCAGGGUUAGAACUUGCCUGAAAUUCAUGACCCGAGCCUGGCUUGAACAUGAGUGGAACUUGGCUCAGAACUCGCAGGAGCUGAGCUUGAACAGCUUAUGUUAGUCUUGGCUUGAUCUCGUGCUGAGCUUGAGAAGCACUUUAAUAGUUUUAUGUACGGAGCCCAAGCAGCCUAAAACACUAGCUUAGAUUGGUUUGCACCUUGCUUCAACAUCCAUACUAUUUUAUAUU
Molecule: messenger RNA, 923 nt
Organism: Phoenix dactylifera (date palm)
Lineage: Eukaryota; Viridiplantae; Streptophyta; Magnoliopsida; Arecales; Arecaceae
Source: RefSeq, a predicted model, not a curated record